GCACCGGCAGCUUUGCUUUUGCGUUAUUCCGCUGUUGUUUUUGGAGGCUAGAGAAACCUCAGAAGAACAUUAAUACACACACUACGUAAAAGAAGUGUGAAAUAGGGAUACGACACCCCCAGAAGAAAAUGGCGAAGUCAAGCCGUUCCAAGUGGAAGAAGCUCCAUCGCCGGCAGAAAGCGAAGGAGGAGUCGACGAACACAGUGAAGCGCAUCACGCAGCUGCACAAGAAGCUCGAGCUGACGAUCAAGGGCGGCAUCAGCGCCGUGCCCCCGCAGGAGCCCGAGAAGCGCUUCCACUUCCUCAACCCCGAGCUGGACCCGCGGGUGCCGAACACGCGCAAGGACCUCAACAACAACUACCGCGCCGAGCUGAACCACGUGCACUACGACUACACGAAGCCGCUGCAGCUCGUCCCACCCAAGACGAACUUCUACGGCAAGACCGACACCACCGCACCGCACCCAAUGACGCAGAGAUUUGAGACGAUCGAUGCAGACGCGCCGAUCGGCGGGCACGCGCUGACGAAGGCCGAUAUGGAGCGCAUGGCGCGGCGGCAGAUGGAGAAGGAGGCGGAGGCGGCUGCGCGUGGCAACGAAGAGGCCGUCAGCGCUGACGAGCACGCGGGGGACGACGACGGCAGCAGCAGCAAUCACGACGAGCCGGAGGAGUUCACGUUCGGCAUGGAAGAUGCUGCCCCGCGUCGAGUAGGCAAGGCGUCAACUAAGAAGUCGGCUUCUACCCCUGGCAAGAAGGCGAAGAAAGGCAGUGGAGCUGCAGCGAGUAGUCCUUCGGUAGCCAUGCUUGCAGCGGCAGCGGCGGAGGAGGACAUGGAAGACGAGCCGCAGCAGCAACACAGCAGUGGAGACAACAAGGUAAAUAAGAUUACCAGCAUGCAGGCACUGCGCAAGAAGAACGGUGUCACCGUGUCUGCGGGCGGUGCGUCAAAGAUGAAGGGAGUCGGCAGCCACGGCGGGGCAAGCGGCACGCGGGUGGUGAGCAGCGGCAGCAAAGCCGCACAGAAGAAGACGGGAAAGAAGAAAGACGCGUCUAAGUAG
This is a messenger RNA of Leptomonas pyrrhocoris, 1058 nucleotides long. RefSeq lists its product as hypothetical. The transcript has a single exon. The record is from RefSeq and is a predicted model, not a curated record. NCBI's taxonomy places the organism in Eukaryota, Euglenozoa, Kinetoplastea, Trypanosomatida, Trypanosomatidae. The coding region runs from base 129 to 1058 and encodes 309 amino acids.